Molecule: messenger RNA, 1281 nt
Organism: Helianthus annuus (common sunflower)
Lineage: Eukaryota; Viridiplantae; Streptophyta; Magnoliopsida; Asterales; Asteraceae
Product: delta(12)-fatty-acid desaturase FAD2
Exons: 1
Coding region: 32-1177 (381 amino acids)
Biological process (GO): lipid metabolic process
Molecular function (GO): oxidoreductase activity, acting on paired donors, with oxidation of a pair of donors resulting in the reduction of molecular oxygen to two molecules of water
Source: RefSeq, a predicted model, not a curated record
UUAUAUACACAACUCUCACUCUCAACAAAACAUGGGCGCCGGUGGCCGUUCGAAUCCUCAUGACGACGAGUCCAACGUUGUCAUCAAAAGAGCACCAACCACAAAACCACCAUUUACAUUAGCAGACAUCAAGAGAGCCAUCCCACCUCAUUGUUUCGAAAGAUCCAUGAUCAAAUCAUUUUCAUAUCUUCUAGCUGACCUUACUGCAGCCUCCAUCUUAUACCUCCUAGCCACCGUUUUUAUCCCGCGCCUCCCUUAUCCUUUUUCGUAUGUUGUCUGGCCGCUCUACUGGUUCCUUCAAGGUUGUGUGUUCAUGGGCAUUUGGCUCAUUGCUCAUGAAUGUGGUCACCAUGCUUUUAGUGACUAUGCAUGGCUUGAGGAUACUAUAGGGUUUGUCUUACAUUCAUGCCUUUUAACCCCUUACUUUUCUUGGAAAAUAAGCCACCGUCGACACCAUGCUAACACCGGCUCACUUGAUCGUGACGAGGUUUAUGUUCCUAAGACGAGAUCCACACUUAAUGCGACGGCUUUUUACCUAGACAACCCGAUUGGUCGAACGCUAACUCUUAUUGUCAAACUCACUCUUGGUUGGUACAUUUACUUGUCUAUUAAUGCUGCUGGAAGACCUUAUGAUAAAUUCGCUAGCCAUUAUGAUCCUAGAAGCCCGAUUUUCAGUGAUGGUGAGCGCGUGCUUAUUCUCAUGUCUGAUAUCGGGCUUCUGGCCUUUUCUUAUGUUUUAUACAACGUCGCGAUGAUUCAAGGAUUCGCGUGGCUUUUCUUUGUCUAUGGUGGCCCGUUGAUGGUCAUGAACGCGUUUCUUGUGACCAUUACUUACCUUCAUCAUACUCAUCCUUCUUUGCCUCACUUUGCUGACUCUGAAUGGAACUGGAUGAAAGGUGCAUUUGCUACUGUUGAUAGGGAUUAUGGAAUUUUAAACAAGGUGUUUCAUAACAUUACUGAUACUCAUGUGCUACACCAUUUGUUCUCUUACAUUCCUCAUUAUCAUGCUAUGGAAGCCACCAAAGCGAUCAGGCCGAUUUUGGGCGAGUUCUAUCAAAGUGAUGACACUCCGUUUUUCGUCGCGUUAUGGAGAGAAUCCAAGAACUGUCUGUUUAUCGAGCCCGAUGAGAGUGAUGAGAAGAACAAAGGUGUUUACUGGUACAGCAAUAAGUACUGAUCGAACAAGAGAACAAAUGAGUACGUCAAGAUGGGAUGUUGUUAUUAUCUGAGUUGGUUCAGAUGUUGUUGUACAACGUUAUUGUUAUAUAAAUUAAGCAAACU